Messenger RNA from Pectinophora gossypiella (pink bollworm), 1185 nucleotides. RefSeq names its product glutathione S-transferase 2-like. Gene Ontology annotation, molecular function: glutathione transferase activity. Gene Ontology annotation, biological process: glutathione metabolic process. Lineage: Eukaryota; Metazoa; Arthropoda; Insecta; Lepidoptera; Gelechiidae. The transcript has 5 exons. The record is from RefSeq and is a predicted model, not a curated record. Bases 151 to 765 code for a protein of 204 amino acids.
AUCAAAGCAACCUUGAGUGUAGCAUAGAGACCGCGCGCAAAUUUUAUUGUUUGCGCCUACAACCGUGGCAUUAUAAACAGUUUGGUGCCUAUCAACUGCCAGUUUAUCAUUAGACGCAGUGGUGGUCGCACGUUUGUGUGGUAAAUAAAGAUGCCGAAGGUCGUAUUCUCGUACUUCCCCGUGAAGGCUCUGGGCGAGGGCCCUCGGCUGCUGCUGGCGUAUGGAGGCCAGGACUUCGAAGACAAGCGGAUCCCCAGCGAACAGUGGCCCGAGUACAAACCCAAGACCCCGUUCGGCCAGAUGCCCGUGAUGGAGAUCGAUGGUAAGCAGUACGCGCAGAGCCUGGCUAUCGCGCGCUACCUUGGCCGCAAGUACGGCGUCGCGGGCGCAGACAUCGAGCAGGACUUUGAGAUCGAUCAGAACGUAGAGUUCCUUAAUGAUAUCCGUGCCAAGGCCGCGACUGUCCAGUAUGAGCCUGAUGAGGUGAUUAAGGCGAAGAAACACGAGGAUUUCUCCAAAAACGUAUACCCCACCUUGCUGGACAAACUCGACGAGAUCAUCAAAAAGAAUAACGGACAUAUCGCGUGUGGAAAGUUGACCUGGGGUGACUUCGUGUUUGCGGGCAUGUACGACUACCUGAAGGUGAUGCUUCAGAUGCCCGACCUAGACAACAAGUAUCCCAGCUUCAAGAAACUGCAGGAUUCCGUCCUCACCCUGCCCAAGGUCAAGGAGUACGUUGCUAAGGCACCCAAGGCUGAUUACUAAUAAAAAAAAACUACUGGCAAAAUAGUAGAACUUGACUUUUGAUCUCUGGCAACACUUGUAUGAGAAAAAUAAUGUAACCUUUUUGAAGUCUGUUAAAAACACGUUAAAAGAAACGGUUUGACAAUGAAUAUAAUAAUGUUGCCAUUUCACAGUGCCUUCAAUUAAUUUCUACUUUUUUGCCAAAUACUUACUCAUAAGUUCAAGUAUGGAAUUGAUAAUUUUAAUUACUGAAUGUCUAUUUUUGUGACCGUUUUUUAAAUGUUGAUUUCGAAUACGACGGAAGAGCUUUACAAAUUAAUAUUAUAAUAUAAUAAAUGCGAAUAAUACAACAAAAUAUAUCGUUAAACGAUCGUUUUGUAAGGUAACAGUAACUACCAUAAUAAUAUGAUGUCACAAAUUAUCUAUAAGAUUUAUAAUUUU